AUUGACAGUGUUGGUCCCCACAGCUUCUCGGGGUUGGCACCAUGGGAAGAGGAGGGGGAGGGUAAGAGGAAAGAACCAGGACGAGUUGAGUCCGUCACCCCUGCAGCCGGCAGGGGGCGUGUCGGUUCGGCUCGCAUCGUUGCUGUGCUGCUACCUCGCUUUACGGCUCGAUGCACUGGGCGGCAGCGGUUGCUAUGGGGACGAAGCUUGGGUGGCAACUGUAGCUAGGGAGUGCGUGAAGCCGGAGGUGGAGGCCGCUGGAGGUCCAGGAGGACCUGGCCUGUUGAGGACGAAGUGGGUGCGCUCUAGGAACCGGAGCAGGCAUUGCACACCACAUCAGUAGCUAGGAAAUCAGAACCGAAAGCGGGCCCGCUGAUUACUGUAGUCGCAUAUUCUCUAAAGGAAACUACACGGAAGAAUGUCAGAUCCAGAAGAAAAUGGAGCAAAAGAAAAGGAAGAGAAAGAAUAUAAUCAAAAUUAUAACGAAGUAGAAAACACGGGACAGAAAUCAUCUGAUGACACAUCAGGAUGGACAGAGUCUCAGGAGGACUUGGGAGGGGAAGAGCUGGAGAAGAAGGAGCCCAUCGAGGAAGAGGAGGAGGCAGAGGAGAAAGAGAAAGGGGAGGAGGAGGAGAAAGAGGAGGAGGAACCCCCCGUGGAGCGCACUCCCGAGGUCCUGAGCGCCCCCCAGUACAGCCUGCUGGGCACCUUCCUGGAAAUCCUUGGAGAUUCCGGCUCCAAGCAGUCACUGCGGUCAGACAGCUCCGGACCAUGCGAGCUCUUCAGAGGCCUCAGCUCCAACCAUGACUAUGUGGAUGUGGGCCGAGUCCCUCCUGACAGACAGCAGACGGGUUCCUCAGCUGAGCUCGAGGACAGAACCCAUCUUGAGGCCCAGGACCAACUGGGACAGGAAGAAAGAGACCUGGGCUGGAAACAGGAAGGUGCUGGAGGAGGAAGGGGUAAGGAGAGGCACAGAAAGAGAUUAUCCAACUUCCUCAGCGAUGAGGAAAUGGGACUCCAGGCUGAAGCAGGAGCCUCCAGGGAGUCCCUGGUAUCCAGCUCCACAGAGGACACCUUGUUCCAGAAGGACAAGGGCGCCCAGGUGUACCCCUUGGCCCUGAGCUGGUCCUUCGGAUGGAACAGCUCACUUCCUGUCUUCUACAUCCGGGAGAGGAGCCAGAGGGUCCUGCUGUAUGCGUGCAACCACACCGCGGUCAUCUAUGAUGUCCCCAGGAACACGCAGCACCACCUGCAGGGCCACCCGAACGUCAUCUCCUGCCUGUGUGUCAGUGAGGACCGGCGGUGGAUCGCCACGGCAGACAAGGGGCCUGGCUGCCUGAUCAUCAUCUGGGACGCAUUCACAGGCGUCCCCGUGCACACCGUGUUUGACAGCUGCCCACAAGGGAAUGGCAUCAGGGCCAUCGCCAUCAGCCGAGACGCCAAGUACCUGGCCACCAUCUCCGACGCCGAUGUCCAGGAAGUCUGCAUCUGGAGGUGGACUCUGGCGGUGGAGACGCCCGCGUGCACCCUGCAGCUCCCCAGAGAGCAUGGUUUCCAGAAUUACCUUACUUUUAACCCAGCAAAUAAUAGAGAAUUGGUGAGCAAUAGUAAAACACAGACAAUAUAUUAUUGGUGGCAUGAAGAGAAAGACAUCCUUGUUUACAGUGCUCCGCUUUUAACGGAGAAUACGUUCAACAAGCUGGUGGGGAAGUUCAGCCAGUCCGUCUUCCACCCGAACUCCACCGAGAUCCUCUCGGCGACCUCGGAGGGGAAGCUGGUGGUCUGGGACAUCCUCCGCCGUGCUGCGCGGCCUUCCAGCCCGGCCGACGGCCCCUUCAUCAGGCCUUGCAAGCUGGUUCACCUGCAGAGAGAGGCCAUCAGCGUGCUCACCACGGCGGAUGGCUACAUUGUCACAGGUGACAUUAAGGGCAAUAUCAAGUUCUACGAUCAGACCCUGUGCAUUGCUAACUGGUACAGUCACCUCAACCUGAGCUGCAUAUGGACCCUGUCCUUCUCACCGAGCCCCGCCAGCCCUGCCAUGGAGAAAUCAGACAUCCUGCCAGACUGCACUUUAAAGGGUAACCUUUUCAGCGUCAGGAAUUUCAUCAUCGCAACAUCUGAUGCCACAGUGUACCACUUAACGACAGAUGGCACCACACUCGAGAAAUUGUUCGUGGAGCCCAAGGACGCCGUGUGUGCCAUCUCCUGCCACCCGUACCAGCCGCUGCUGGCCGUGGGGAGCACGUGUGGGGUGAUCAAGGUGUGGGAUUACGAGCAGAAGAAAUACCUGCUCAGCAGGGUCUUUGAGAAGGGGCUCGGCAUCCAGAGCCUGACCUACAACCCCGAAGGGGCCCUACUGGGAGCUGGCUUCACGGAGGGGGCAGUGUACAUUCUCGAUGCGAUGUCUCUGCAAAACGAGACCCCAGAGCCUUUCAAGUACUCUAGAAGCACCGUGACACACGUCAGCUUCUCCCACGACUCCCAGUACAUGGCGACUGCCGAUGUGAACUUCACGGUGGCCGUGUACAUGGUGGUGGUCCGAGGCGGAAGGAGGGUGUGGGAGUACUUGGCACGGCUCCGCUCCCAUCGCCAGAGCAUCUGCAGCCUCCUGUUUGGUGUUUACCUGGACAGCAACGAGCUGCGACUGCUGAGCCUGGGCAGGGACAGGCUCCUGAUCGAGUACAACCUGAGCCAGAGCCACAAGGACCAUCUGGAGGUCCUGGACAUCCACCGCAUCGACCAGGGCCACCAUCCGACCUGCAUGGUGUGGUACCCGCCACUCACCAAGGAGCUCUUCCUGCUGGUCUGCAACAGCGGCUACAAGGUGAAGCUGUUCAAUUCCACCACCAAGAUGUGCAGGAAGACGCUUCUCGGGCCGGUGUACGGGUCUCCUGUGGAGCAAGCGCAAAUCCUACCCGUGAGAACGACCUUGGAGCUGGAGAAGCACUACCUGGUGUUCAUUAACAGAGACAAGGUGGGGCUGCAGACCCUACCGGUGGACGGCAACCCACACAAGACCUGUGCCAUGGUUUGUCACCCGGAUGGGGUGGCAGGGUUGGCCCUGUCGUACGAUGGCCACUACGCCUUCACGGCAGGAGGACACGACCACUCGGUGGUGCAGUGGAACAUCAACCUGAGCGCCCUGGACGCUGCCGUUUCUCUUGGCGGCGAAGACUUGAUCCCGUUCUACGGCCUGGUGCCCGGCGGCAGGGAAGGAAAAUUCUACCGGGAGCUGGAAGAUUAUUUCUUCUACUCCCAGAUCCGCAGCCAGGGAAUCAACACCAUGGGGACCAGGAAAGUGUCGGAGCACAUCUGCCUGUCCGAGGUGCCCUUCGUCAUGAGGGCCAUCGGCUUCUACCCCUCCGAGGAGAAGAUCGAGGACAUGUUUAACGAGAUCAGAUUUAGCGAGUACGCAGACACAGGGAAGCUGAUCGACAGAAUCAACCUGCCCGACUUCCUCAAGGUGUACGUCAACCACAGGCCGCCCUUUGGCAACACCCUGAGUGGCCUCCGGCAGAGCUUCGAGGUGCUGGGCACCCCCAACGCAAAGAGCGAGAAGGCGGUGCGCAGGGAGGCGCUCCUGCGGCUGCUCCUCACCACAGGUGAGCACAUGACUGAGGAGGAGAUGACCGACUGCUUCGCCACUCUGUUGGGCCUGAAUCCUGAGGGCUGGAAAUCCGAGCCUGCAGCCUCAGCGGCUGGCAGAGGUUCAAAAAUCUGCCUCGAAGAGGAACUUCCAGACGAAAUCACUGCGGAAAUAUUUGCGAGUGAAAUUCUUGGCCUAACCAUCUCGGAAGCCCCCGGGGAGGAUGACCAGUAAGGUCAGGGGCAGCAUUUGGGGCACAAAGGCCUCUGUGUGCGCGUUUCCAAAGGCCGCGCUCUCCGUGCUCCUGGCCCUGCUUGAAUCCUGGCAACUAUAGAUAUUAAAAGCAGAUUUCAGGAA
This is a messenger RNA of Fukomys damarensis (Damara mole-rat), 3943 nucleotides long. It is a transcript of the gene Cfap251, whose product is annotated as cilia and flagella associated protein 251. Bases 419 to 3820 code for a protein of 1133 amino acids. The transcript has 22 exons. Lineage: Eukaryota; Metazoa; Chordata; Mammalia; Rodentia; Bathyergidae. Gene Ontology annotation, molecular function: protein binding. The record is from RefSeq and is a predicted model, not a curated record. Gene Ontology annotation, cellular component: sperm flagellum.